AUGGAGGAGGCCGGCAUGAGACGUCGCCUCUGCAGCCACUACCUCCUCGGAAGAUGCACGUUUGGGUCGCGGUGCCGGUUCUCGCACGAGAAGCCGCAUAGUACGUUCACGAGGGCGUGGCAGGAGGCGCGCGGUCAUCCCACGGCGGCGCACGGCCUCAACGGAACCCAUGGCCACGCCGGCACGUUGCACGACGGCACCGCGAACGGAGGGCGCGUGCGCGACGCCUGCGUGCACCGCUGGCAAGAUACUGAUAGGAACAGUCUCAGGCCGCGCGGCCACCUGCGCAUCAUGUCCUACAACGUGCUCGGGCGGAGCCUGGCGUACGCGCACCGGUACCUCUACCGCUGCGUGCCGGACGAGUACCUCGAGUGGAGUCACCGCUGGGGCUGCAUCCUGCGGGAGCUCGACACCGUCCGUCCUGAUGUGGUGUGCAUGCAGGAGGUCGAGGUGCCGGUGCUGGCGCAGAUCCAGGCGGACAUGGCGGCGCGCGGGUACGAGGGGCGCUACUCGAAGCGCGCGGACCCGCGCGAGGACGGGUGCGGGACGUUUUGGCGGCGGGACGCGCUGAAGCUGAUCGACCAGCGCGCGAUUUCGUUCCAGGCGCUCGACCUGCGGGAAAACACGGCGCUGGUGCUCGCGUUCGAGACGCGGGACAGCUGGGGCGGCGCGUCCGGGCACCUGCGCGACCCCGAGCGCCGCGUCCUGGUGGGCAACACGCACGUCCUGUUCAACCCGCGGUCGGGGUGCACGAAGGUCGCGCAGGUCCGCGUCCUGAUGAACGCCGUCGCGGCGAUGCGCGAGCGGCUCGGCGGCUGCCCGGCGUGCGUGUGCGGCGACUUCAACGCCGCCCCGGGCAGCCCAAUCUACCAGUUCUCGCGGGACGGCGAGCUGCGGUGCGCGGCGUACGACCGGCGGCGGAUGUCUGGGCAGCUGGAGGGCGCGGCGUGGGGGUGGCCGCGCGGCCUCGGGAAGAUCCUGCGGGAGGAGUCGGACGCGGGGGUGUUCAAGGCUGAGGGGGGGGGGGUCAUCUCGCUCUCUGCGGCGUCGGGCAACGCGGCGAGCACGUGCGAGCAGGGGCGGGAAGAGCGGACGUCGAGCGAUAGCGGGACGUGGGCGGACGAGCAGAUUGACCGCGCGUGCGGGUCGCCGGAGGAGGAGGCAGAUUUGUUGGGUGCGGGAGGCGUCGGGCGGGGGGUGGCGAGGCACGCGCUCGCGGGGGCACUCGCGAGCACGUACGCAGCGGUGCUGGGCCGCGAGCCGAAGUACACGUCGUGUCACUCGCAGUUCUUCGGAGCGCUGGACUACAUGUGGUUCACGAAGGCUGGCGCGGGGGCCGCGGGGCUGACUCCGUUGCGGGUGCUGUUGCCGCCGCCACCAGAGAGCCUCGAGGUCGGGCUGCCUGACGCCAACUGGGGGAGUGACCACUGCAGCAUCGCCGCAGACUUCGCGAUUGCGGGGGCGCGGGGCAGGCUCUGA
Messenger RNA from Pedinophyceae sp. YPF-701, 1479 nucleotides. The record is from the annotation of a GenBank genome assembly. Lineage: Eukaryota; Viridiplantae; Chlorophyta; Pedinophyceae.